Molecule: messenger RNA, 2978 nt
Organism: Varroa destructor (honeybee mite)
Lineage: Eukaryota; Metazoa; Arthropoda; Arachnida; Mesostigmata; Varroidae
Gene: mRpS34
Product: mitochondrial ribosomal protein S34
Cellular component (GO): mitochondrion
Molecular function (GO): structural constituent of ribosome
Source: RefSeq, a predicted model, not a curated record
UUUUCGAACAAUAACAAACGAGCGCAGUUCUCCAUCGCCGAAAUCGGGGCUACAGUGAGAAGAUAAAGAUGCCUCGCAUACAGUAUAUCGGUAAUCCUUCGACGCUGCAUGGUAAACACUUAAUGAGAAUUUUGACCAAUCUGAAGGAUUUCGGUAUUGGCCGUCUAGUGACUCGAAGUCUAUAUGACAAAUACCCGGAACCAUCAUUCUAUGUUAUCAAGAAAGUGCAUCCUUAUAUGGACGAUGAGAAUAUUUGGGCAAAAGUUUGGGUGGACAAGUAUUAUCGUGGCACUAUAGGACCUCGCGAUAUGCUACUUCAGAAGUCUAUGAUUCCUGAUUAUCGGCUCAUUCCCAAAGAGGAAGAGAAGGCACUUUUUGAUAAGAUUACUGGAAAACCAAGGGUCCAAAUACUGCCCAGGCAGAAGGAAUUUCCACCGCUGCUUAAAAUGGUUAUUGAACGCGACUUGCGUGCCCGCGGUAUCGAAACCACCCCUAAGUUACCUUUGGUGUACAAUUUGGAUCCAUUAGAACCCCAACGAGUAGCUGAGGAGGGCGAAAAACCAGAUUAUGAUCCUGAUACGAAUGAAAGUCCGCUUACCGUUGAGAAACUCCGUCAGGGCAUUCAGUUCUAGAUAUGGACUCCACAAGGACGGAAACAGCUAUGAAUGUGACUUAACUGGUGAUUAGCUCGUGUAGGGAAUCCAGACCACAUCAAUGAUUGCAAACAAACACAGUGGGAUGCUACUUUAAAACCUGAUUUUAACCAGGAAGGCAUAUUUAAGUAAAUGCGAGAGAAACUAUGACUGUGUUCAGAGGAAGUUAGAGAGUGGCCUUCUCAUAGAGUACUGUAGCUGCAUGGUAACUGGAUAGUAUAUUGACUAUAUUGCUACAUUGAGCAGGUAUUUUGAUGAAAAAAGGAGACUAUAUUAUAGUUCGCAGUUGUUGUAAGCUGCACCCGGUUCUAGUUUUUCGGGUGUUCGUUAUGUAAAUUGGAAAAUGUUGUAAAGUUCAUCAACACACCGUUAAACGCUGCUGAGGACAUAACUAGGACUCAUCUUAGUGUGAUUUAAGCGAACGGAGAAUAGAGAAAAUAUAUGAAAUAUAUAAGAAAAAAGACAUUUUAACAGACCUACAGAUGUAAUUUUUUUAAAAUAAGUAUCUUUCUUGUUACUAAACAUUCACAUGGUGUUCUUUUAAUUCGGCCUCUAAUAACACGUGUAUAUUCUCGAUUUUGUUUUCGACAUAUAAUAGCUGAAUGCACAACAGUUGACAACUUAUAACGAGCAUUUGAUUAUGCGGAUUCAACGUAUUGUGCCUAUGAAAUAUGCAAAGUUCAUCUAUAACGGACUUCUCCUGUCUCUGGUAUUGUCAUAUGUUUAUCUCCGUCUAUAGCUUUUUCAUUUUCCACGACAUUCGUGAAUACAUAUAUGAAGAAAUCAUUUCUAUUCUUAAUAGUCGCUUAUUUCAGUAGCAAGCAUCGUCUCAAUGACAGCAGAAACAUUAGUUUAUUCCACCACGAAACUGCCCUUGUUGCCGUCAGGUAAAAUUAUUCGGCCAGCGUUUGCCAUCUUCGUUAUAUAUAUGUAUACAUAGAGUAGUCCGUUCAAAUCAGGCAAAACUUUAACCGACCGUUUGUCGUAAUGCUAACGUUCAUUCGCUGCCCCUGGUACCAGAGAAGAGCCGUUUUCUUCUAGAACACAACAGCAAACUCAGAACAGUGAACAAUAACUGCAUCGUUUUCAGAAUGUAAGCAAAGACCCAUCAGGAUUAAAAAUGUCCUUCUUUGCCUGAACUCAAUGGUCUAUAUCAUUUUGAGUCUUCGCGGAAUUUUUAAAAAAUCCGAGGGUAAAUUUAUAGAUUAGCCGGAAUAUCCUCAGUGAGAUUUGAAUUUAAAAGGCUCGAACGUCUAUUGAAAUGUCUUACAAAGUCAUUUUCGAUAGAUCUGGGUUUUUAACUUGAAAAUAACGGCCGCUUGGGGGCGAAGAGAAUCUAUCAACUACCAACUAGCUCGUCCACCAACCAGCACUAACGGUUAUUUCAUUAUUGAAAUGUGUUACACUUUUCCAAUAUCUUUUAAACUUUCUGGCCUUUUUGAGCUCGUGCCUUUUUAAGUAUCUUUGGCCUUUUAUUCGUCCAAACCUAAAUUCUGUUAAAAUUUUUUGUAUAAACCAUAAGCGAUAUGCAAUGUCGACGCCCACCAACACCGCUUCUUUGUUUUGAAAAAAAAAUAUUUUGAAAAUGACUAGUAAAUAGUUUGGGUUCCAAAUCGAAGGCGUAAUCGCAGUGUAUCGUAAUUAUGUUAAACAUGACCCUAAGAAAUUACAUUUUUAGCGUGUGCAAAAAGUUUCGUUGAAAUAUCUGUUUUUGCUUUAAUAUAGUCCUAAAAACAAAACAUCAAAAAAAAAAUCGUGAUCCAAAUGCCAUAGAUUGUAUAGGAUUACGUAAGCUCUCUGUACACGCUUGUAUUUGCGUAUAUUAUGUUUUUAAGAUAAUGAGGAUACCCAAUGCAGUCACAUGGCAGAAAUUCGCAAAUGCUAUUCAAUUACUGAAUCAGUAAUUACUGAAUUUCUGCAACGUUCACCUAUAUGAAAUUCAUAUUGUUAACAUAAUAUAUAGGACAUGUACUAAGCCCCCUACCAACUUUAUCCACUUUUGUCACGAAUUCGGUGCAGAAAUACACCAGUGUUUAAACAAGUAAGCCAACAAUUCAACCGCACUUCUUAGAUCCGAAUUCAAAUAUGGGGACUGUAUUAUGCUUAAAUUAUAAAAAUAUAAACAUUUGUCCAUGUAAAACAAACUUUUCAGUCCCACAGCGAGUCAUACCCGAAGAUUAUUAUAACGAUGUAUGAUAGUCAUAGACGGUGAUCGUAACGAGCCUAAGAAAGGCAAGCGUUAAAUUCCUUAAAAAUAACACCAAUAUUUUAUAUUAGGUUGUACUGUACCAGUUUUUAGUAUACUCAAAAAUUUAUGUAAUUUUG